GAGAGGGCGCGGCGAAACUUUUUACGAACUCUCGUGAGCGCGUGAGCCGUCAUGAAAUAGCAUCAGAUAUUAGAUAUCAGUUCGACUUGGUCGGUGGUCUUUGUCGAAGACGAUCGAGAGGAUCGUGUGCAACGCGAAGCAGCAACGGCACCAGGUCUGGAAUAAGCGCGCGAGCGUGUAUCCGCAUGAUCGUCGCUUGGACUUGGCGUUUUGUCGCAGACUCGCCAGUUACAUCGGUGAGAGAUUCGCGGUCGUCUGCAUCGUGGUACCGGUGUCGCAUCGUGACCGUGUCCAAGCGCGAAUAAUAAUUCCCGGUCGAAGGAAUUAUGACCGCCACGAGUGGCGUGGCUGGCAGCAGUCCGCUGCCAAAAUGGCAACUCGCCCUGGUGGUCGGGGCGCCGGUCGCCCUCGGCCUCGGCUACAUGUAUUACAAGAACAAGAAUAAUAGCAGCGGCAGCAGCGAUAGGAUCACCAAAUCGGAACGUGAUAAGUUCAGGAGCGGCGCGACGUCGUCCAAGGAGAAUGGGGCGCCUGCCGACAAGCAGAUCUCCAUCGACGGCGACUGUCCACCAAAAGUGCCUUCCCCCGAGGCUGAGUCGGAGACUCCUUUACAAAAGGCACAAAGAUACAAGAAUGAAGGGAAUGUACAAUUCAAAAUGGGAAAAUAUGAUGAAGCCAUAUCACGAUAUAAUGAAGCCAUUGACAUUUGUCCAGACGAGAAUAAAGAGGACCUCGCAACUUUUUACCAAAAUAGGGCAGCUGCAUAUGAACAAUUGAAAAAUUAUAUUGCUGUAAAGAAAGAUUGUACAAAAGCAUUGGAAUUAAAUCCAAAAUAUGCAAAAGCUUUGUUACGCCGAGCACGUGCUUUGGAACAGAUAGGAGAUUUGGAAGCUGCCUUGGAAGAUGUCACUGCCGCAUGUAUUCAUGAAGGCUUUUCUAAUCAAACUUCCCUUUCAAUGGCAGAUAAAGUCUUGGGAAAGCUUGGAAAGCAACAUGCUCAGGAAAAUUUAGCAAAAAAAAAAUUCAUAAUGCCAAGCAAACAUUUCAUCAAAACUUACAUUAUAUCUUUUCCUAAUGAUCCAGUAUUUACUAAACUUCAACAUCUAGAAGAUAUCCCAAAAUUUUUCAAAAAACCAUUACAAGCAUUAAAAGACGAAGAGUAUGACGAUAUAAUACCGUUGUGCACAGAAAUUAUAAAGAGUUCUGAAUUUAACGAGUUACCUGCGUCUAAAAUGGAAGUAUUACUUUUCCGAGCUACAUUUCAUCUUCUCUUGGGCGAGCACGAUGCUGCGAUUCAAGAUUUCGAGAGUAUAUUAAAUAGCGAAGAAACGUCCAAAGACGUGAAAGUAAACGCCCUAAUAAAGAGGGCGACUUUACAUAUGCAACUUGACAAUCCAUUCAUGACUUUCAAGGACUUUGAAUUAGCUAUUAGUAUGGAUCCAAAUUAUGGUGAUAUUUAUCAUCAUAGAGGACAGGUGAAUUUACUCAUGAAUAGAAUAGAUGAAGCUAAAAGCGAUUAUGAAAAGGCAAUUCAUUAUAACCCAGAUUUUGGUGUUGCAUAUGUGCAAAAAUGUUACACAGAUUAUCGUUUCGCAAUCUUCAACAGAGAUGUGACACUAGCCGAAGAGGCAAUGAAAGAUUUUGAAAAAGCUUUCAUAAAAUUCCCGGAUCGUUCUGAAUGCUACAUGUUGUAUGCUCAGAUGAUGGCUGAAACUCAACAAUACAAUAAAGCGGAUAUGUAUUUUGCUAAAGCUAUAGAGAUAGAUCCAAAGAAUGCAACUGUCUAUGUGCAUAGAGGCUUGUUACAAUUACAAUGGAAUGGUAAUAUUGAUAAAGCUGUGGAAUAUUUUCACAAAGCAUUAGAGACGGAUGAGAAAUGUGAGCAUGCAUAUGAAUCAUUAGGAAGUAUCGAAGUGCAAAGAGGGAACAUAGAGGAAGCAAUAAGAUUAUUUGAUAAAGCUUUGGAGUUGUGUCGUACAUCCAUGGAACUCACACACAUAUACAGUCUGAGAGAUGCUGCAAAAACACAACUUAAUUUACAGAAUAGAUUGGGUAUGGACAUCAUUCGGACGCCUUCCCGAUUUAUCCCGAAUCCUAUGUCUUAAAUUAUCGAAAAAUUAAAAUAAUAAAAAAGUAUGCACUGUUACCAAAUCUAAAGGAUCAAAUUUUGUAUUAACGUGUAUCCAUCUUCAUCACACAGGAUAUCAGAAAAAUUGAUUAGGAAUAUACAAGUAGUUUAUUCCAUAUUAUUUUAUAUCAAAAGACCGUGUGAAGCUUAUAUAAUGGUACUUUAUUUUUAAUUGCAUUUAAUUUCUGAUUUGCACAAAAAAGGUUAGUGAUAUAAAAAA
Molecule: messenger RNA, 2348 nt
Organism: Formica exsecta
Lineage: Eukaryota; Metazoa; Arthropoda; Insecta; Hymenoptera; Formicidae
Gene: Tom70
Product: mitochondrial import receptor subunit TOM70
Exons: 8
Coding region: 327-2105 (592 amino acids)
Molecular function (GO): protein binding
Source: RefSeq, a predicted model, not a curated record